UCUUUGUUCUCCGUUGACGAUGUCGAACACAAUUGCUUUGUACCCGUUGUCGAACUUUACCUUCAGCACAAAAGAGGCCCAACCGGAAGAAGAUCCAUCCGUUGCUGCCCGUUUGCAGCGACUACAAAACAAUUAUGAAGACUUCGGCAUGCGUCGCACAGUCGAAGGCGUUCUUGUCGUACACGACCACGGCCACCCGCACAUUCUCAUGCUGCAAAUCGCAAACGCUUUCUUCAAAUUACCAGGUGACUACUUGAAACCGGGAGAAGACGAGAUCGAAGGCUUGAAGCGGAGACUUGACGAGCGCUUAGCGCCGCCCUCCGAGUCACGACAAUUCAACACGACCCACGGUAUAGACAAUGACUGGGAAAUAGGUGACUGUCUUGCGCAAUGGUGGAGACCAAAUUUCGAAACUUUCAUGUACCCGUUUAUACCCGCGCACAUCACGAAGCCGAAGGAAUGUAAGAAGCUCUUCCUUGUUCAGAUGCCGGAGAAAAAGGUCCUUGCCGUACCGAAGAACAUGAAGUUACUUGCAAUUCCGCUGUUCGAGCUGUAUGAUAAUGCCGCACGUUAUGGUCCACAGCUGUCUGCGAUUCCUCAUCUGCUUUCUCGAUACAAUUUCAUUUAUCAAUAGAGCUGCCUUGCCUUCAAUUCCUCCCGCUGUAUAUUAUAGGACUCCUCGCGUAUUCGAAAAAUAAUUACCGUUGCCACGCAGAUGGCCUGAUGGCUCGUUCCAAUCACAGGAGGCAAAAUCCCAUUU
Molecule: messenger RNA, 760 nt
Organism: Fomitiporia mediterranea MF3/22
Lineage: Eukaryota; Fungi; Basidiomycota; Agaricomycetes; Hymenochaetales; Hymenochaetaceae
Product: cleavage and polyadenylation specific factor 5
Exons: 8
Coding region: 20-634 (204 amino acids)
Cellular component (GO): mRNA cleavage factor complex
Molecular function (GO): mRNA binding
Source: RefSeq, a predicted model, not a curated record